UGCGCCCGAGUAUAAAGAAGCUCAAAGAGGCGUGGCCUAAUCUGCUAUGUUAGUAUGCUAACCAUAGUUGUGGUUGUUCCUGUUGACACUUAGCAUCAGAAGCUAACAGUCAGCGAGCUGAGUGUCCGUCGUCACGCGUCCUUGCCGCAGUAGGAUGCGUCCAUCAUGUCUCUCCAGGACAUGCUACAGGAUCGCAUAGGCAUGGCCAAGGCCUUGUGUCAGCGUGCUGAGCAAAUCGAUGCCGCCGUGGAAGGACGCGGAAAACUGUGCGGCAAACUCCGCGCCGAGCUGCGCUUCCUGCGCCGCGUGGAAGGCGGCCAGCUGCCCUUCAAAGAGUGCCACCUGCACAGCACCAACCUGACCCACCUGACCGCCGUGCUGGAGUCGGCCGAGAGCCUGGAGGGAGUGGUUGCCGUGCUGCACGUCGUCUCCUACCAGGACGCCGCCGGCGACAAGCAGACGCUGGUAGUGGACGUGGUGGCCAACGGCGGGCACACGUGGGUCAAGGCGGUGGGCAGGAAGGCCGAGGCCCUGCACAACAUCUGGCAGGGGCGCGGCCAGUACGGCGCCAAGAGCCUCGUACGGCAGGCCGAGGACUUUGUGCUCGCCAGCCGCCAGCGGCCCGUCCAGUACGUCCACCCGCAUGUAGUCUUCGCCUUCUACAACGGUGUGUCCAGCCCGAUGGCGCGACGCCUGGAGGAAAUGGACGUUGCCGUCCGCGGGGACAUCGUGGCUGUCAACGCUGUGCCGGCAGGGGACGGCGGCGGCGAGGAAGAGGAGGGAGACGAGGAUGACGAGGGGGAGGGGGAGGAGGAGCCCGAGCCGACCCGCGUGGACCGCGACACGGUGCUGGCCAGGCUGGCGUUCCCCGCGCAGGUCCGCGCCGAGGAGUGUGGCCGCGUCAACCUGGACAUCACCACGCUCAUCGCGUACGUGUCGUCGCUGAGCCACGGCCGCUGCCACCUGGCCUUCCGUGAGCCCGUCCUGACCGAGCAGGCGGCUCAGGAGCGUCGCCAGCAGGUGCUGCCGCUCCUGGAUGCCUUCAUGGCAGACAAGGAGCUGUAUGCCUGCCGGGCCGCCGUCCGUGACUUUCAGCUCAUCCUGGACACGCUGGGCGGGCCCGGCGAGAAGGAGCGUGCCCGCCAGCUACUGGCCCGCCUGCGCCUGGUAGACGACCGGCCGUCGGAGCGAGCCCUGGCGCUCGCGCCCAGCGCCAAAGUCAACCGCCGCUCGCUCUUGAUCUUCGGCACCGGCGACUCGCUGCGGGCCAUCACCAUGACGGCCAACAGCCGCUUCGUCAGGGCGGCGGCCAAUCAGGGCGUCCGAUUCAGCGUCUUCGUGCACCAGCCGCGAGCGCUCACAGAGGGGAAAGAGUGGAGGGCCACGCCUGUCCAAAGUUAAACGUUUAUUUUCACCGCAUACGGGAACAUUUUCAGUAGUUUUUUUCUGCACAAAUAAAGCAUCCGAGGCACUUCC
Molecule: messenger RNA, 1476 nt
Organism: Phyllopteryx taeniolatus (common seadragon)
Lineage: Eukaryota; Metazoa; Chordata; Actinopteri; Syngnathiformes; Syngnathidae
Gene: c14h7orf25
Product: chromosome 14 C7orf25 homolog
Exons: 2
Coding region: 166-1401 (411 amino acids)
Source: RefSeq, a predicted model, not a curated record